AUGGGCAGUAGUGAGAUGCUUCAAGUCAGAAAGUAUCCUGCAAUGUCAAUGAUGGCUUGUGGUGAAUCCUGGGGUCGUAAAGUAAUGUAUAAUGAAUGUAGGGUCCCUGGGUGCAUCUACCACUACAUACCUGUUACAUCAGCAGCAUCUCAGACAAGCGUUAACCACCAUUUGACAACCUGCUCAGGAGAGGCUGUGGCUUGCACUGCAGGUUUCUGUGGUAGAGUGCUGUCAGAAGGAGUUCGUUUCACAGUAGGAGAAGAAGAUGAUCAUGAAACCCACCCACUUUUUAGUGAGCUGGUGGAGCUACAUCAGGAAGGCGAAGAGUUUGAAUGGCGUGAGACUGCAAGGUGGGUUAAGUUCGAAGAGGAUGUUGAAGAAGGUGGAAACAGGUGGUCGAAACCUCAUGUGGCCACUAUUUCAUUGCAUUCUCUGCUUGAGCUUCGAAACUACAUUCUAAACGGAUCUGUUUUGUUGGACGUGGAAGCUGUUAGCUUGAACAAACUUGUAGAUGUUGUUGUAGAAUCUUUGGUUAAUACAAAUCAGCUUAAAGUGGAGUUGCUAGAUGAAGUGAAGAAAGCGAUUCUACAUCGCCACCGACAUCAAUAUGAACGUCGUCAUUCAACCGAUAUCAGAGGUUCUAGGCUGCCUCUUAUACACUCACUCACAGAUAGUGAGCGAUUGUCUAGUAAAAACGUCUUCGGAUUAAACACAGAUGAACGAAAUAUACAAGAAAGUCCAAGCGAAACAUCCCUUCACGUUUAUGCUCCACACCCUUGCCUAGCUCAUGCAGGUUCUACUCUUACAGACACUCGAACAGCUAACACGAGCUCCAACGAAUUGCAGCAUAAGGUGAACCAGGGGUUUAUGAAGAAAAUUCUUCCUGGCUCAGAGGCUUCUAACAUUCUAAUUGGCGAGGUUGAUUUUCUAGAAGAAGAGUUUAUGGCUUUUGUUCGUCUUCAGAAUGCUACUGACCUAGGUGACCUCACUGAGGUUCCAGUGCCAACACGCUUUCUGUUUGUGAUGCUUGGGCCUAAGGGGAAUCUUUGGUGUUACCACGAGAUUGGGCGUGCUAUGGCAACCUUGUUGUCCGAUGAGGUAUUUCAUGGUGUUGCAUACAAAGCAAAAAAUCGUGAAGAUCUAUUGGCAGGUAUCGACGAGUUCCUUGAUGCUGUAACAGUGUUGCCUCCUGGUGGCUGGGAUCCAAACAUAAGAAUUGAGCCACCGUUAAAUGUGCCAACACAGGAGGCUAGGAGAAAGUCCGUAGAUCAAGACAGAGAAAUCGACCUUGAACUCGAAGAAGAAGAAGAGGAGAAGAUGAGAGAAGCAAAUGGCCUGAAACGGACAGGAAGGUAAGCUAUCAUUGCUUAUUGUGCAGGAUUUAUUUUUCAACAUUAUUAUUAAUAACAUUACGUUCCACAA
Messenger RNA from Limulus polyphemus (Atlantic horseshoe crab), 1422 nucleotides. RefSeq names its product sodium bicarbonate cotransporter 3-like. Bases 1 to 1356 code for a protein of 451 amino acids. Lineage: Eukaryota; Metazoa; Arthropoda; Merostomata; Xiphosura; Limulidae. The transcript is spliced from 8 exons. Gene Ontology annotation, cellular component: plasma membrane. The record is from RefSeq and is a predicted model, not a curated record. Gene Ontology annotation, biological process: bicarbonate transport; transmembrane transport; monoatomic anion transport. Gene Ontology annotation, molecular function: monoatomic anion transmembrane transporter activity; solute:inorganic anion antiporter activity; sodium:bicarbonate symporter activity.